Molecule: messenger RNA, 1606 nt
Organism: Acyrthosiphon pisum (pea aphid)
Lineage: Eukaryota; Metazoa; Arthropoda; Insecta; Hemiptera; Aphididae
Product: rRNA methyltransferase 3, mitochondrial
Exons: 4
Coding region: 366-1526 (386 amino acids)
Biological process (GO): RNA processing
Molecular function (GO): RNA methyltransferase activity; RNA binding
Source: RefSeq, a predicted model, not a curated record
GUAUUCUUCCUCAGUUCCACACGUUUUUACAGGUUAUGAUAUAAUAUUAUAUUCUAAAAUUUUAAAAUAUUAUGUACAAUACAUUAAUAUUUAAUACCUGGAACCGGGACAGACCUCCUCCAACGGCUCCAACUUCCAAGACGUUUCAAUUUUGAAAUAAAGCAUUGCACAUUUUACAUUUAUUUUUUACUGAUCUCGUUAUUCACUGCCGUAGAUCGCUGCUAUUUGCUAAUUGGUGUUUUACUCGAAACGUAUCUGCAUAAUUUAAUGGUAGGCAUCUGCUACUGCCAAACCAAACCCAUAAAUUAUUAAAUAACAAAACACACCUAGAAAUUAUUUUAACCCUUCAACGGAAUUGGUCGAAAAUGAAAGCGAUCAGUAGUGGUUUUACGGUAAUUUUCCGACGAGCAGUGUUUAAUAUCGCUGCCAUACGAGCAUAUGCGUCGGACGUUAAACGGUCGGAUGUAAAGGAUUCAGACCAUCAACGGUUGGACAAGAAACGGUCAAAUGAAGACCCGUUGAACAGUAUUAAGCCUCAUAUGCGAGGCGGAAUACUGUCCGUGGUUGAAAAAGAUAACAGUGGAUUUCCUUCAUACCUCAUACUUAAAGAAACUUGUCCCUUACUGAGUCAAGCCAUGAUGGAAAUAAAAAACAAAAAAAGACGUCAACAAAAUAGCAGCAUACUUUUGGAAGGCAAACGUUUGAUACAGGAUGCAUUAAAUGCCGGUGUGAAGCCAAAACAAAUAUUCUUUAGCCAAAAAAGAGUAUUAGAAAGCUUAUGUUUACCCGAAGAACUACGAGAUCUACCAGCCUCAAGUACAAUAUUUUAUAAGGCUCCGUAUAAAAUGAUUCAACUAUUUUCGGAGACUGAGACAUCUCAAGGAAUAAUGGGUAUUUUUGAAAUUCCAACUAUUGAUCAUAGAGCUCGGAAAAAUGCAUUUCCAAUUACAGUAAUCUGUGAUAAUAUCCGCGAACCUGGUAAUUUAGGUGCUGUGCUAAGAACUGUAACAGCUGUUGGAGCAUCACAAGUUAUUUUAAUGAAAGGCUGUACUAAUUUGUGGGGAGAUAAAGUAUUGAGAGCCGGUUGUGGUGCACAUUUCAGAAUGAAAAUAAUAUCAGAUGUCAGCUGGAGCUUUUUGGAAAAUAUCAAAGGUCAAGUCUGUUUAGCCGAUAACAACUAUGUGGGCAAUAUUGAUUAUUCAAAUAUCAAUGAAAACACAAAUGUAAAUGUUUUUAGAAAAACAGCUCCAAUUGAAUUACCAAUAGCUCCUUACUAUGAAAUAGAUUACUGUAAAAUAACUCCUUUGAUACUCAUUAUUGGAGGUGAGACACAUGGAUUGAGUGAUGAAGGGUACGAGUUCGCUAGAUCAAGAAAAGGUAUCCGCUUAAAUAUUCCACUUGAAAAUGGAAUAGAAAGCUUAAAUUCUGCUACAGCUGUAGGUAUUUUAUGUUUUGAGGCCAAAAAACAAAUGUUAAGUUUAAUAAGAAGUGGAGAUGAAAUCGAUAAAAUUGAACAAGUAUAUUAAGAUAAUAAUAUUAUAGUUUUAAAAUGUAUUUUAUAUAAAAUUAUUUUAAUAUAUAAAUAAAUGAAAAAAAAUAUUAAGUA